CACCGCCGCUCCGCCUCCAAGGCGUUUUUGGGAAGAAAGGAUCACUUACAAACAAGGAUCUGUUCUUCAAGACGACACAUCAGGAUCAGUGCAUUGAUUAGAUAAAAAAAAAAAGGAUUAAAUACAACCGCGCAAGUCUUCGUGCAGUAGGAUUACGGGAUCUAGGUGGUGAAAAUGCGCCGCGGUCUGCGCGCUCCGGAGGGACACCCAGCGCGUCAGAAAACCAGGUUCUGCUGAACGCCUUGUGUUUACACAGGAACCAUCCAAAGCCACGUUUUAGCAGGCAGCCCUGAACGGGAGUCCAGCACGCAGCGCCGGAGACUUCGGCUGCUGUAUGCCAACAGACGGCUGGAGCAGCAGACCCGAGCGCGCAUACACGAUUAGUUUGAACCCCUUGUGGGGAAACUGUUCAUCGGACACACUUUUUGACAUUUCCAUGGAGAGCUGCAGCGGACCGAGAGGGUGAGCACAUGUGCUGGUAGCUAAGCCCCUUGUUGUUACACGAGCAUAACGCGUGGAUGCGAACAUGGGAAUUGUUGCGAAGUAAUCCCAACUUCGUCCUGGACUGGUGCUGCAAGGGGAAUGGUUCAUCGGUGAUAUUUUAGAAAGCGAUUUUAGUCCUCCUCCACCCCCUCCUCCCCUCCGUCGCUGUCUGCUAGUUCUGGACGGAAGAGUCUGCUGGGUGAACAUGGAGAGCCAGGAGGAGACGCAGAGCAGGACGGACAAGCGCGUCGCCCUGACUUACGUCGGCUGGUGCUCGCUUGACAGGCGGACCACGCUGCCCAUGCUGCCGUGGCUGGUGGCCGAGAUCCGGCGGAGGAGCGAGAGGGGCGACUGCGGCUCCGUCCUGCAGCCCAGGGAAGUUCAGCUGCUGCUCAACCCCCCCUUCGUGCGCUGCGUCCCCGCCAACAGCAGCAACUCGUCCGUCUUCAUAUUCGAGCACAAAGCCCAGCUGAUCUCGCGCUUCAUCCACAACAGCAACGACCUCACCUGUUUCUCCUACCUGCUGCGGGGCCAGCCGGACAACCCGGAGUCCGAGAUGUCCUGUCACGUCUUCAAGGCCAGCGACCCCAACCAGGUCCCUGAGGUAAUCAGCAGCAUUCGCCAGGUUUCCAAGUCUGCUCUAAAGGAAGAAGCUAAGCCUAGGCAGGAAGCUGACGAGGCCUUCUACAACUCUCAGAAGUUUGAAGUUCUUUACUGUGGCAAGGUUACAGUGGGCCACAAGAAAGCUUCAGCGACCCUCAUUGAUGACUGCGUUGAAAGAUUUCGCCAGCAUGAGACUGAACGUAAGCGCCUACGGCUUCUCAACGGUCAGCGAGGGUCUAUGGAAGCUGUCCCCGUGGAUUUACUCAUUGAAGUAGAAGGAGACCCAUUCUGCACUGGUCUUGGUAAGACUACAGAAGAACCUGAAGCUCCAGGACCAGAAGACGUGACCACAGGUAAAUGUCUGUACAGCAGUGCCAGUCAGAGCAGUCUACGGGGAGCCUUCCCCGAGUGCAUCCUGGAGGACUCUGGAUUCGAGGAGCCUCAGGAGUUUCGCACGCGCUGCAGCAGCUUGGCCGGAAGCCUGCAGAGGAAGCCAGGAGAAGGAGUCAUCAUCGGUCCCACGCGACGCCGACACUCCAGCGCACCCAACAACGUUCAGCCGUCUGAUUCCGACAAGAACCGCACUAUGCUGUUCCAGGUUGGACGUUUUGAAGUGAACCUCAUUAGUCCGGAUAGUAAAACAGUGGUGCUGGAGAAGAACUUCAAAGAUAUCUCGUCCUGCUGUCAGGGCGUCAAGCAGACCGACCAUUUUGGAUUCAUCUGUCGGGACCAGUCGGAGUCUGUCGCCAGCCAGUACGUGUGCUACGUCUUCCAGUGCGCCAGCGAGUCCUUGGUUGACGAGGUGAUGCUGACCCUCAAGCAGGCCUUCUCCACCGCCGCGGCCCUGCAGAGCAACAAGACGCCGGUACAGCUCUGCGAAGCAUGCCCCAUGCAUGAUCUGCACAAGCUCUGCGAGAGGAUCGAGGGUCUCUAUCCACCCAGAGCCAAGCUAGCAAUCCAAAAAUAUCUCUCCCAGCUGACUGAUAAUGAGCAGGCGGAGAUUUUUGAGCGAGUUCAAAGACUGAAGCCGGGGUCUGACCAAGAAGAGAACGAGUUGGCGAUUAUGUAUCUGAGGCAGCUCUGUGAGAGCAAACAAAAAUCCCACCUUCAUAUCGGAGAAGCCCCUCAGAAUGCGACAAAUAGCACAGCUGCAGGAGACGGCGCAGCCACCGGCAGUCGAUUCAAACUAGAUGUUCUCAAGAAUAAAGCUCGGACGUCCCUCACCAGCUCUCUGGAAAACAUCUUCGCAAGGGGUGCCAGCAGAAUGCGGGGCCGCUUGGGAAGCAUGGGAAGCAUUAGCAGUUUCGAAAGACAGGAUGAGGAAUCACCUGGUCACUCCCCUCCAGGCUCUCCUCCCGCCUUCCCGGACGACGAGCAGGAGUUUGGGCCGCAGUUCCGCCGCCGCGCUCACACCUUCAGCCACCCGCCGGUGAGGAAGCGCAUCUCCUUCGAGAGCCAGCCAGCCGGCCACGCCAAGCAGGCUCCUCUCCGCAGGCAGCACUCCGUCAACCCAGAGCUGCUGCAGACCAGUCACGCGGCCGUGUCGAGAACGCGCAGCGUUUCAGAGAGCGAGUCCUCCUCCUCCUUCGUCCUCCCCUCCACCUUCUCUGCUCCCACUUUCCUCAAAAGCUUUUACCAGGGAUCGCUGGGCUCCCUGGCAGACAGUGGGAGCCUCAAGAGCAAUGGAGAAGGCAGGAAAAGGACACUGUCUAGCUGCAGCAAUGACUCUCUGAGCGGAGGUCUCCCCCUGACCCCACGCAGGGUCUCCUGGAGACAGAAGAUCUUCCUGCGAGUCGCGUCACCCAUGAACAAGCCAUCUGCAUCUAUGCAGGACUCAGACCACUCUGAUGCCACGGAGCUGCUGCCUCUAUCUCCCCGUGCCUCCGACCCGAGCCUGGACCCCGUGAGGCGCCUUUUAUCCCCGCCGUCUGAUCAGCCGUCCGACAAGGAGCCCAAGAAGACGGGGGCCGAUUACAGGGCUCUCUGGAAAACUGCCAUCCACCAGCAGAUCCUCCUGCUGCGCAUGGAAAAGGAGAAUCAGAGGCUAGAAGAAGCGAGCCGAGAUGAGCUGCACAUCCGCAAAAUGAAGCUCAACUACCAGGAAGUGUGCCCCUGUUCCAAGGAAGCGCUGGCACUCUGGGAGAGAAAACUGUCAGCUCCAGGCAGAACCACAAACCUGCAGGACAAGGAGGACAUAUACAGGGCGAUCUGCCUGGGCGUUCCAAAAAGCAGACGCGGCGAGGUCUGGUUGCUGCUUUCCCAUCAGCGCCGGCUGCAGCACAGGCUCCCCCACCGCCAGCAAGCUCCAGACACGCCCUACUACGACCUCCUCAAGCAGCUCACCGCACAGCAGCACGCCAUUCUGGUGGACUUAGGCCGGACCUUCCCCACCCACCAGUACUUCUCAGCUCAGCUUGGUGCAGGCCAACUCUCCCUCUACAAUUUGCUGAAGGCCUACUCUCUGAUGGACACGGAGGUCGGCUACUGCCAGGGCAUCAGCUUCGUGGCCGGAGUGCUGCUGCUCCACAUGAGAGAGGAGCAGGCGUUCGACAUGUUGAAGUUCUUCAUGUACGACCUGGGCAUCCGGCGCCAGUACAAGCCCGACAUGGUUUCUCUGCAGGUUCAGAUGUACCAGCUGUCCAGGCUGCUCCACGACUACCACCGGGACCUGUACAAUCACCUGGAGGAAUACGAGAUCGGGCCGAGCCUCUACGCCGCGCCAUGGUUCCUCACCCUCUUCGCCUCACAGUUCCCCCUUGGCUUUGUGUCGCGCAUCUUUGAUUUUGUAUUUGUGCAGGGUACCGAGGUGAUCUUUAAAGUGGCGCUCUGUCUGCUGAGCAGCCAUGAGGGGGAGAUAGUGGAAUGUGACAGCUUUGAGAGCAUCGUGGACUAUCUGAAAACGACGCUUCCCAGUCUCACACAAACACAGAUGGAGGAGACCUUUGCAAAGGUUAUGGAGAUGGACAUCUCCAAGCAGCUGCACGCGUACGAAGUGGAGUACCACGUCCUGCAGGAUGAGAUGUUGGACGCCGGGCCGGCGGCCGACGACUCGGAGCGCCUCGACAAAUUAGAGAAGACGAACGUGCAGCUGAAGAAACAGAACAUGGACCUGCUGGAGAAACUGCAAGCUGCGCGGCAGAAGAUCCAGACCCUGGAGACGAGCGUGGAGAACUUCCUCUCUCGGGAGAGCAAAAUGAAGCACAUGAUUCGCUCCCUGGAGCAAGAGAGGGCAGCCUACCAGAGGACCAUUGAACGCAUGCGCUCCAGCCUCCCCCCAGACGCCCUGACAGAUGUGGAGAUGACCCAGAUGAAAACGGGACCCAACGGGAAAGCCAAAACCGCAGCCAAGAAGCCCUGAUGGCAACAGAGGGGGGGGAAUGGGGGAAUGGGGGGGUGAUGAGCUACACUUUACUUCUGUGAUGAAGUGUGACAGCGUUUUGUAAAUGUUCGAGAAAGACGGACCGUGUGGAAAACAUAUCUGUUGGGUUUGCGCGCAGACGAAAGAGCGGUGGGAGGGUGGUUUCAGUGAAACUGUCGAGAGUUGUUUCGGGUUGUGCAGAAAAGCCUCCGUUUGUCUCAUCUGAUUCACCACCGGUUUGAAGGUACAAUCCAGUCCCACAUCGUCCCUCAAUGGUCGGAUCUUUUGUGCUAAUUAGAAAGUGGGGAGGGGGGGAAUUUCCUUGCUAGCACUGCCUUGAUGUAUUCACUGCCUGCCAGAGUAGCUCCACAGAAGCACAUCACCUGGUAGACCUUUUUCAGGCCUGCUCACAGCCGCUAGCAGCGUGUGAUCCGCGAGGUUUUGUUCUUUUUUCCACUUUUGUCUCCGAUGGACGCCUUGCCUCGUCGCUUUAAUACAUUUUAAGCGCUUACAUUUUUUUUUUUAUGAAUGUAUGAAUGUAAUGUCUCCCCGUGGGUCGUUCUAAUAGCAUUCAUUCUUUCACCGCAAUCUUCAGCAGUUCUAAGGGGGGGUCACAUCACUUAAGAUCUUUCGUACCGUUGUUGUUGUUUUUUUUGUUUCUUUUCGAGGAGGAAACGUUUCUUCCAGAUCUCGGGCAGGAUGUGAAGUCGCCUGCCUCCUCGGCUUCCUGUAAGACGCUGGCCGCCUCAGACGUCUCCGUUUUAGCACCGCCUUCAGACUCCGUGGCAGAACUCGCGCUCCCCAGGAGGCGCAGACUAAACAGACUGAGGCGCGGAGACGUGAUCCGAAUGUACGCGCUGCUGCACUUAAGAACAAAAAAAAAAAAAAAAAAAAAAAAAAGCUCUGCGAGGCACCGCUAAUUUUCAGUUUCUGCGGCACCUCUCCAAAGUAUUCAUAGCCAUUGAACCGUUUCCCGUUUUGUCUCGAUGAAAAUGUCUGUAUUUUCGCAUGCUUUAUUCCAAUAUAUCGAUAGAAAGUGGCAUAUAAUUGGGAAAUAGAAGGAAAAUGAAACAUUGUGGCUGUCGCACAGGACACACACACCCAGGCUCAUGCACUCUUGGAGUUCAUUAGUGAACAAACAGCAUCUUGUCUGGAGGAGCUGCAGAGGUCAGCAGCUCAGGUGGAUUGGAUAACUACUCGUCGUCCUCUAAGUAUGUCUAACACAUAAAUUAUAUUUAUGUGAUACCCAUUCUAACACAUAAAUUAUAUUUAUGUGUUAGAAUAGGCCAGUCAAAGUCUAGACCUUAACCCGAUCCAGGAUCUGCGCCAGCGCUAGAAAACUGAUGUUCACAGAUGCUCUCCAUCCCAUCCGACUGAGACUGAGCUCUUUUGCAAAAGAGAAAUGGAGAUAAAUGUUCAAUCUUUAGAUGCACAAAGCUGGUGGAGAUGUACUCUUGCAGCUGUGAUUGCAGAGAAAGGUGGUUCUGCAAAGGAUUUGGCUCGGGGAGGAUGAAUGCCGUUACACAGCACAUUUUCCAGAUUUCUAUUUGGAAAUUUUCUACGUGUCAUUCCUUCCACUUUACAGUUCUGCGUUACGUUGUGUGGGUCUAUGAUGUAACAUCUGUAUAACAAAUUAAAACUCGUAGCUUGACAAAAUAUGGACAGGUUUAAUGGGCAUGAAUACCUUUGAAAGGCACUUUAUUGUGCCUGAGGUACGCCGCUGUUUGACACAUGUCCAAAAAUCAAGAGUUAUAGUCAGGCAGAGAAAGAAGAAAGGAGCUAAAAUGAGUCUAAGGACACUUGAGUUUCCCCCUCAGCGAUAAUGAAUCUUGUUUUUUUUUUGUUUUUUUUUUAUACAGUACACACACACACGCUGCAGUGAACUGGUUGACUGUAUGGACAGACGCUUUAUAUGAUUUAAAAGCUCUGUCCCUGGUUUCUGCUUUGAUUUCGUUUCAUCCCACCUCCAGGUGUGAAUCACUAUCGCUUUUUAUUCAAGUGAAAAACCUGUUCUGGUUGUUUUUGUUUUCUUUUUAGGUGGAAAAAAAUAAACACUUUUUUUACAAUUAAAUUAGGGUCACUUCUGCCACAAAACAAGAAAGUGUCUGUCAGACUUCCUGCCCUUAGAGACAAGUGACGGCGACACAUUUGUCUCAGUUUAAGUGCAAAGUUUUUUAUAUUCCGGUACUUCAGUCCCUGAGGACGCUUGUUUAGCGAGCGCGUGCAUAUGCCUGGUGCACUUCUUUACUUUUAAGUUACAGCAGCCGAUUCACACAAGAUGUCAUUUGCUGUUAUGUAAAUAAGGCCUUAAGAUAUCGCCGAAAACAGACUUUCCUUAUGUUGAUUGAGGUGUAACAGAGAAAUGAACUGCAUGGAUUUACCCUGCAAGACAUAUCAAAUGACUGCUUAAAAAAAAAAAAACUACAACUUUUAAAGGAUGACUGCGGCGGAGAGGAACUAAGCCUUUGCCUGUAGUUUGUAUUACUGCAGUAUUUGUACAUCUUAGUAAUAAGACCAUUGAACCAAAGAUGUGCUUUAUUUCCUGAAAAAUAUGAAUGAAUUCAUCCAAAAUGCAGCGGUGUAUUAUAAGUUUUAUGGGCUCUGGCUGAAGUUUUUUUCUUUUUUUUUCUUUUUUUUUUUUUUUUUUGGAUGUUGCUUCAACGAAAACUUGAAACAAUGCCAAAUAUUGGUCACAAAAAACUUGAGUACUUCAUAAGAAAUGUAAUGUCUUUUUUUCUCACGAUUACACAACUUUUAUUUUCUUUUGCCUUGCAAUGCUCUGUAUACUGCGACCCUGUGCAUUUCAUGUCACAGUCGCAUAUUGUACACUAAAGUGUCGGCCUUCUGUCCUUUUUAGCUGAUUUCCUAAGUAUAAAUUUACAACAUUUACAUUUCUACAGUGUUCAGGCUUUAACUAUGGAACCUCCAAAAAAAAAAAACACCACAAACUGGAUGGAUGGAUGGAUGGAUGGAUGAAUAGAUAAACAUAAAAAAGUGUGUAGUUGAAUGGAAGGACAGACGGAGGGAUGGAUGGAUGGAUGGAUUCUUGGAUGAUCAGAUUGAAGGAUGGAUGGAUAGAUGGACAGAUGGUCAAAAUGAUGGAAGAAUGGGUAAACAGGUGGAUAGUGGGAUGGACGGAUGAAUGGAUGGGAGGACAGAUGGAUGGGUGGGUUGUCCAUCACAUAGAUGAAUGAUCAAACAAAUGGAAACAUGUGGUCAAAGUGAUGGAAGAACGACUUGAAGGUUAAUGGAUGGAUGGGUGGACGUUCAAACGGAUUAGCGGAUGGAGGAAUCAAUCUCUUCUCAGUACUCCAUAGAUAUCCCGGCCUGGACAAUACUUACAUUUCAUACUUUUUCACUGUGCGUUGGAGCUCUGUAAACGCGCCUUGGAGUUGAACUGGCAGAAGGUUUCAGCCGAUGUUCUGUUGGGUUCAGUGAAGGCUCUGCAUCUUGAGUCCUCGUAUCACUGUUUAAACUGUCAACAUGAGGGCUACACUGAAGCAAAGAAACUGUCCUGAAUACACCAAAUAAACCUCACCUUACCUUGU
Fundulus heteroclitus (mummichog) is the source of this 7992-nucleotide messenger RNA. It is a transcript of the gene tbc1d4, whose product is annotated as TBC1 domain family, member 4. The record is from RefSeq and is a predicted model, not a curated record. NCBI's taxonomy places the organism in Eukaryota, Metazoa, Chordata, Actinopteri, Cyprinodontiformes, Fundulidae. Bases 689 to 4444 code for a protein of 1251 amino acids. The transcript has 23 exons.